This is a messenger RNA of Ctenopharyngodon idella (grass carp), 2875 nucleotides long. RefSeq names its product ELMO/CED-12 domain containing 2 (gene elmod2). The record is from RefSeq and is a predicted model, not a curated record. The transcript has 9 exons. Gene Ontology annotation, cellular component: membrane. Gene Ontology annotation, molecular function: GTPase activator activity. Bases 152 to 1075 code for a protein of 307 amino acids. Lineage: Eukaryota; Metazoa; Chordata; Actinopteri; Cypriniformes; Xenocyprididae.
AAUAAUGCUUAUUCCUAGCACAAUGCUUGGUGUUUUGACAGAGUACAAGGAUCAGCAGCAGCUCAUUUGCAUUGAAUGAAGUGUAUAUUACUUAUGUGUGGCUCUAAGCCAGUAAGAGUUGUGUGCACGAGCAACAGUUCAUUCUAAGAAAAUGCAGGGAAAGUGUCCAUCUUGUAGGAUGUUGGGGUAUAUCUGGAAGUAUUUCUACUCCUCAUGUUUGCGCUUCUGGUUGAAAUGGUUGCUCCGGCUGGUCACAGGAAGAUGCGAGUUACAGCGCAUUUGUGCCCGAUGCAAAGCUGGAGCUCUGAGGACAUCACAGAUAGAGUAUUCUCUGAAGUCCUCUAAAAGCAAGGUAUUGCGAGCUGCUAUGUCUUUGAAGGAGAAUGAUUUGGAGGAUCAUCUGGCUCAAAUAAUCCAGGAGAAGAGAAUCAAGGAGCAGAAAGAUCCUACGUUUAAGGUGAAUCUUCGCCAGUGCUUGUUACAGAUCAACGGAUAUAACAAGCUGUUUGAGGCAGUUGAGGAACUAAGAAAAGAGGUGUUCGACCCUGAAAACGAGAAACAUGAGACCAUGCUUCUGAAGUUGUGGGACUUGUUGAUGCCGUCAGUGAAGUUGGAAUCGAGGAUCACUAAGCAGUGGGGAAACAUUGGCUUUCAGGGCGAUGACCCGAAGACUGACUUCAGAGGGAUGGGGAUGCUGGGACUCACAAACCUUCUUUUUUUCAGUGAGAAAUACACCAAUGCUGCCCGGCAGGUCCUGUCACAUGCGAAUCACCCCAGACUAGGAUACUCGUAUGCCAUAGUGGGCAUCAAUCUGACCGAGAUGGCGUACAGCUUGAUGAAGAAUGAUGCUCUGAAGCUUCAUUUCUAUAACACAGUACCGGGAAAACCCCAAAUGCAGCACUUCCAUCAGUUCUACUGUUACCUGGCGUAUGAGUUCGAUAAGUUCUGGGUGGAAGAGGAGCCGGAGAGCAUUAUGGAGUUUAAUCGCUACAGGGAGAAGUUUCACGACAAGGUCAAAGGGCAACUUCAGGCGCCGGAGGUCACGCUUCUCAUGACUGUGGACCAAGAAAAGUGACUUCAGCGUUCCAGCAUCAUUUAAAAGACAAUAGGAAACCGAACAGUUCCUUUUUGUUUUCUUUUUCCAUUGACUUCAUGAUAGUUUUUAGUUGGGAAAUGUACAACGUGCAUGAAAAUUUAUUUGAAUAUUAAUAAUUAAACAGCUGUAUUAAGUGUACAUCAAGGGUACAUAGCUGGUUGUUUAGCUACAUUUACCUGGUCAGGGAAAAGACUUCCACUGUUAAGUAUUACUAAUAAUACUUUAGAAGUGAUAUUUUAAACUUCCCCAUCACACUUGAACGUUUUGGUCGUGUACACAUGAAUCCUGCUUCUUAAUGUUUACCCAUCUCAGGAAGUUGAUGUUUCUGUUCAUAAGAUUUUAAGAAGUUGUUUUUGUCUAUAUGCAGAUGAUUCAACAUCUUUGCAUGUUAAAAUGCGUUUAAGUUGUAUUAAACUUUCACCCGUCAUCGUCUGCACAAUUCUUGAUGUGGCCUAUAAACAAGUAUUUAAUAUCUAAUCGGUUGUAUGAUCUGUUCUGUGAAUAUUAUUCAGACCUCAACUCAACUCCAAAGUACAGCAUUUGUAUGCACAAACGUUAAUGUAACGCUGUGUUGUCUUAUUUAUAAACGAUGUUUGGUUUUGAAGAUGUAACUUUUUAUUCCUGAUGACCCAAUUAAUUUUAUAGUGUUGGAUUCAUACCUAAUGUUGAAGAAUAAAAUUAGUGACUGAACAUUUAUACGCAAUGUUUGCUUCUUUUCUUUAGAGCUUUUGGCAAUAAGAAUUAGUUAAAAGAUUUGAGAUUAGUAAAAUAAUUUUAUAAUUUUUUUUUUUUUUUUUAAGUGGGUAGUUUGUUUUUUUGCAUGUCUUCCAUCCUAUACCUGAUCACCAUUUCUUUUAAUCAUUUUUAUUCACCUUUUUGCCUUUACUAGAUGAUUUUAACUGUGACAUUAAUUUUUAUUUAAAUAAUCCUUGUAGUCUCAACAAAUAUGGUCAUAAAAUCUGCUUGGAUAACAAGCAAAAUGUUUAAAAGUCACCUUGUUGUAUGUUACAAAAAUGAGGUUUAUAGAAUUGAUUUUUAUAUAUAUAUAUAUAUAGCUAAUCAACAUCUGUAUGACUAAUGCAUGAUACCAUAAAUAUUUAAAAAGGCUAUAUGUUGAAUUUAGAAACUCUUGUUAAUAAUGACACUGGUGGUUGUUAUGUGAACUGCAGCCAGCAACUUAUUACUCGCACUCGUGCACACGUAACACGAGACUGAACGUGAUUCAAGUUCUUCAAGUUCUUUUUUGUUCUUUUAGAAGUAAAAAGUUGUCUUUGCAGCGAUAUUCUGUUAACAACCAUGAACCAUCCACGCUAAAACCGACAUUUAGACAUUUAAAAAAACAAAAAUUAUAGCAAUGAGAAAACAAAAGUCUGCACAAGCAAUUCACCGACAUCAUGUCGACAGAUGAGGUAAGUAAAAUUACGCAAAGAUAAAUUGAAUAUAUAGUAUAUUUGAGACUAAAGAUCUGGCUAUAUGAGACUAUAGUUUUAAUUAAUCCCUUUUCUUUGCAUAACAUAUUGACAUUACAGUACUGAAUGUUUUUUUUUCUGCAUUAUUAUGUACAUUGUAUGCAUUCGUUUCAUGUGUCAUAAGAGAGACUCCCGGGAGCGCGCGUAACCGUCACAUCCUUUUGAUUUUCCCGGCAAAAACGUCCCGAGUCAUUCGCAUAAAAAUCAGUCUUCAGGCUUUCAUAGACAACCUAAGAAGCAGGGGAAGGUCUCGUUUUUAGGUUUCGUUACAAGCUGAUCACACAUUGGCAAUAAAAAAAAACAAAACAAA